Molecule: messenger RNA, 2476 nt
Organism: Trichoplusia ni (cabbage looper)
Lineage: Eukaryota; Metazoa; Arthropoda; Insecta; Lepidoptera; Noctuidae
Product: ATP-binding cassette sub-family A member 7-like
Exons: 4
Coding region: 1-393 (130 amino acids)
Source: RefSeq, a predicted model, not a curated record
AUGGCGUUCGGCGGCGGCUGGCUGGUGCAGUGCCGCGGGCGCGCGGGCGGCGCGCGCGCGUGGCGCGGCGUGCAGGCGCGCGCGCCCGGCGCCAGCCUGCGCGUGCUGCACCAGCACACGCUGCACUUCCUCGUGCCCGCCACCGUCACCGUUGACAACAAGGAGAUCCGCACUCGUCUAAGCGACGUGUUCCGGCUGAUGGCGGAGCUGCAGAGCACGUGUGACAUCGAGGACUACACCAUCAACCAGAGCUCUCUCGAACAGAUGUUCCUAAGCUUCACUGACAAGGCGGAGGUCCCCACCGACACAGUGGACGUGGAGCCACUCCCCGCCCUCCGCCCCCCGGACUCACUCCGCAGCUACGAAGACCUGGACACCGUCACCUCACUGUAGCACACAUAGUAGUCACAAGGGCCCCAAUAUAAAUAUUCACAAUGGCCGAAGAAUUAAUGAAAAUUGGAUUAAAUUUGAAAUGGAUUUCUAAUUAUUGAUACUAUUGGUUUACUUUUUGCCAACAAAAUAGCACUUAGAAAUCCGUUGCAUUGAAAGCAAGUGUUCCGCCCCGUAUUGAUUUUCCGUUCAAAUUUGACAGUGGAAUAAAGUGCAAUGUCCAUUAAAUCAUUGGCCAUUGUAAAUAAGGGAAUUUGGGCACCGACAGGGGCUUGCACACCUGCCACUGCCUCACUUGACGUGGUCGAAUAGACCUUAUAGACACCAUUGCUAUAGUGUAUGUAUGUUUGCACGAAGUGACGUCAUACUACAAGUAUAUCUUUCCCUGUAAAUCUUUUGUAAAUGAUAAUAUAAUGAUUUGUAAAUCGUAUGGGAAUAGUGUAUUCGUGCGAAAGUGAAUGACUAUUGUUAGAAUAGAAUACGAAUUUAUAUGAAAUAAUGCCACUGGUUGGUAUUUAACCCUUUAACUAGGGGACUUAUCGCCAGGUUUAAUGUAAAAGUUGUGAAAGAGAGACACCGCACUUAAAUAUAUUGUGCUAUCUCACUUCUACGAUUAUAACAGUCUUACUUGGUGACAUGGUGGUAGGUUCCUUGGACACUUACAAGAUAUUGACAUAAUUUCAACAAAUAACGCGUGAUCUAAUACCACAGUAUUAUAACCAAAUACUAAACGUUAGACAUAUUUGGUAGACUUAUUAAUCUCUACUUAAUUAACUUUAUCAUGACAUCUGAAGAAUCUCAAUUAAAUCUGUAACAGUUUUGCUGAAAGCCAGACCGGAUGCAACAACGGUAAUUUACUUAGUGACGUUUGAGCAUGUAUAGUUGUCUCUAUGUUUCAUUUGAGAGUGACAAAGACAGCAUGACAUGUAACAGAGAUAAUUUGCUUAGUCGUACUAGAAUACGACCUCAAGACUCUGAAUUAACAUAAUGCAAACUAAUUUGUGACGGUACUUAAAAAAAGUUGAACAAUCUUGGUGUAUCUUUUUAUACAAUCAUUGUUUUUGUAAAAUGUAUUUUAAUGGCGUUAAAUUUUUAUACAAAAUGCCCUAAGAUUGCUUGCCCCAAGAUUGUUUACCUUAACAAUUGAAGUGCAAGUAUUUAUUACCACAUAUUUUGCUCAAUGUAAGUUAAUACUAGAUAUAGAUCAGAGCCUAUUUUAGGUUAACUAAGCUUCUAAAUGCGGUAACUGUACUUUUAAUCAGUUGUCAUUAAACCAGAGUAAAAAAUGUCUCAAAUCGAAUCGAAUUUUAAGUAACACAGGACCUUUUGAAACGUUAGUAUUAAUGACUAUUUGGGCUUUUCUAGAAUGUCAUUUUUAUAAAGAAGAAUCCGGCAAGGAGUUCCACAACAUUUGGACUCGCUUGUCAACUUUCUUUUUCCCCAUUUCUCAUGUUUUUGCGUACUUGAACAUUUGCAAUACAAAAUCGAUUUCUUGCUCGUAACUCAAACUCAUCGUUUAUACUUGACUUGUUUGUAAGGUAUGACAAGGAAUUAGUUUAAAUGACGUUUGAUAAAACCUUAUAUCGCUUCAAACCGUACUAACAGACACGAAACUCUGUAUAUAAUGUUUGAUUACAGACUUUAAGGCCUUUUUCAAUAUUUUAUCACUAGAGAUUAGUAAUUACUAGAGAUUAUGACAUAUUUUGGAUGGAGAUAGACGCAAUUCUCCCAAAAUCUAAAAUCAUUUAUUUAAACUAGGCCACUAAGUAGCACUUUUGAGGUUUUUAAUACAAAAGACAGCAUAAAAAUUCGCUCACUCUUUAUCGAUUCAUAACUGCUCUUGUUGUGGAAGAAACAACUGCUAAACAAACUCCCCAGCAGCAUUCUGUCAUUCCGUCAUCUCAAAUAAAUAGGUAGACAGAAUAUUGAAAAUGGCCACUUAUCGGUAUAUUGUGACAUAUUCAGGGCAGCCAUUUUGACAAACUAAGUUAUUUUAGACGAGUUGGCAAGGUUAGAUAAAAUAUAUUUUGUUAGUAAAUUGUAUUAUAUUAGCUCAAAGAGUAAAAUACAGAUUAUAUUUAAUUAU